CGCUAUUGCCGCUAAGUUGCGAUUAAAUAGAGUCGAUAUUUGUAUAUUGAUAUAUGCAAUAAUUUUUUAACCCACUGUUGAAUAGAGUUAGGAUUUUGUUAAUUAAAUCUCAUAUAAUUUCGUUUUGAAAUGGGAAAAGAAGGUAAUCAUCGCUUAAGUCUAUCCAAACGACAACAGCCACCACAACAUCAUAACUUUUCAAUAAACGGGGAAUCUCCCCAUAUUCAGUCUUUUUCAAACUCUGUUCCGUCGAUGGGGCAACAUGACAGCCCAAAGGUACAGACGAGCAAUGUCAAUAUUCUUAAAUUUCCUUAUAUUCGCACUAGAAAUACUUUUACAAAAAAAACUGCAGAUGUAGCUACUUCGCCCAACUCUGUUACCAGAAAAGUUAAAAGGCGACGCAAUAGUGAAACUUCUAGUGACGAAGAACGAUGGCUUAAUGCCAUAGAAACCGGAAAACUAGACGAUGUUGAUGAGGAAAUGAAGAAAAUGAAAGACCCGAAACUGAUGACAGCUCGUCAACGUGCCAUGUACGAUACUGACACAAAUGGGUUUGUCGAAGAGCUAAUUUCACUUCCAAGUGGUUACAAAGAAAAGGAAAAGCCGCAAACGGCGGAGGAAAUCCAUAGAGCUGUUCUUAAAUCUCAGAAACGCAAACAGCAAGCUGACGAACGUCGAGAAAAAGAUAAAAAAAAAACGAUGGAGCGCUUGUUAAAAAAGCAGGAAAGCAACAAACAACGCUUAUUGACUCGCAACAAGCAUUCACAAAAAUCAUCAUAUCCAAAAAUAACCUAUAUAAGUGCUAUAAAUGGUAACUAUAUAGUUGUACCACCAGGUCACGAAUUCCUUCUGAAGGCACAAUUACCUCUCACACCGCCCCGCUCACAAUUGUGCUCUGUUAGCGGUUGUGGAAAUCGAAAGGCAUACAACUGUUCAACUACAAAACUGCCCCUAUGCAGUCUUACAUGUUAUCGUAAAAAUAUUUCACACAGUUUUAACCAAUAAAUAAAAGUCAACUCAA
This is a messenger RNA of Drosophila gunungcola (fruit fly), 1021 nucleotides long. RefSeq names its product INO80 complex subunit B. The coding region runs from base 130 to 1005 and encodes 291 amino acids. The transcript is spliced from 2 exons. Gene Ontology annotation, biological process: chromatin remodeling. The record is from RefSeq and is a predicted model, not a curated record. Lineage: Eukaryota; Metazoa; Arthropoda; Insecta; Diptera; Drosophilidae. Gene Ontology annotation, cellular component: Ino80 complex.